CAUUAAAAUAAAUCUUUAAUUGGGGUUAAAAAAAUCCAAAGGGAAACUAAGAUAUUCUGAAUGGGAAAAGUGGUGUCGGUGAUUCACAGAAGAGGAGGGCCCGAGGCGUGCUAAUGUGCGCCCGGGGUAGCGCUCGCGCUAGAGAGCAUAAGCCAUGGCCACUAGAGCACCGCAUCCCGCCUCCAAGAAACUCGUUUCUUCCAAUUCUUCACUCGCACCCCGCGCACUUAUCUCCCUCCUCUGCGCCGUCUCUCUCUACUUCUGCUUCUCUUUCUUCCGGAAGGAUGCGCCGCCGCCCUCGUUAUUCUACCCGGUGCUGCCUGCGAAGAGCAGUGGUAACUGCAACUACUCGGACGGCCGCUGGAUCUAUGAUCCAUCAGUCAGAUCUCCCCCGCGGUAUGACCACACGUGCAAGGAGAUAUUUAAAGGAUGGAAUUGCAUUGGAAGUAACAAAUCGAACGCCGUCGAGAUUCUCAGGUGGCGGUGGAAACCCCACGGCUGCGAUCUACCGCCGUUUGAUCCCCCACAAUUCCUCCAGCAAUUUCGAGACACCAGCAUUGGAUUUGUUGGGGACUCCUUGAAUAGGAACAUGUUUGUCUCUCUUUUUUGUGCUCUGAGAAAAGUUUCUGCUGAGGUGAAAAAGUGGCGUCCUGCAGGAGCUGAUCGCGGUUUUACUUUCCUUAAGUACAACCUAACUAUUGCAUACCAUCGAACGAAUCUUCUGGCUCGUUAUGGUAGGUGGUCAGGUGGUACCAGUGGUAUACUGGAGUCACUUGGUUAUAAGGAUGGCUAUAGAAUUGAUGUUGAUAUACCAGAUGGGACUUGGGCUGCGGCUCCACGUUUCCACGACAUACUCAUUUUCAAUACAGGACACUGGUGGUGGGCUCCUUCAAAGUUUGAUCCUGUAAAAUCACCUAUGCUGUUCUUUGAGAAGGGUGUACCUGUGACUCCUCUGCUUGCACCUGAUGCUGGGCUUGCUAUGGUGUUGCGACACAUGGUAUCUUUUGUGGAAAAGAAUGCAAGGAAAAAAGCUAUUUUAUUCUUUCGAACACAAUCACCAAGGCAUUUUGAAGGAGGUGAUUGGGACCAAGGUGGUUCUUGUCCUCGCGUACAGCCUCUAUCACCAAGAGAAGUCGAACAACUUUUCUCAAUUGAGAACAACGGAACAAAUGUAGAGACACGGCUUGUAAACGGGCAUCUAUACAGGGCCCUUAGAGGAUCAAAAUUCCAAAUAUUGGACAUAACCCGGAUGAGUGAGUUCAGAGCUGAUGCCCAUCCGUCCGCAGCUGGUGGGAAAAGACACGACGAUUGCAUGCAUUGGUGCUUACCUGGACUUACCGAUACUUGGAAUGACUUGUUCAUAGCACACUUAAGCAGCAUUAAAGGUAGGCACUGAUAAUCCGGAAUGUCAUUUAAUAUUAUCCUAUUUAUUAAACAUUGUUUCUUUAGUUGGUUUUGAUGAGAUUUGGUUCAAA
Molecule: messenger RNA, 1475 nt
Organism: Salvia miltiorrhiza (redroot sage)
Lineage: Eukaryota; Viridiplantae; Streptophyta; Magnoliopsida; Lamiales; Lamiaceae
Product: protein trichome birefringence-like 13
Exons: 6
Coding region: 155-1396 (413 amino acids)
Cellular component (GO): Golgi apparatus
Molecular function (GO): O-acetyltransferase activity
Source: RefSeq, a predicted model, not a curated record